Messenger RNA from Cladocopium goreaui, 8943 nucleotides. Lineage: Eukaryota; Dinophyceae; Suessiales; Symbiodiniaceae. The record is from the annotation of a GenBank genome assembly.
AUGGCGGGCAUGGCGGGCAUGGGCUCAUGGACGAUUGGUAGCCUAUCGGCCUCCUUUGAUGUGACCGCCUCGGUGAUCAGCGGCUGGCCACGGACAGCGCCAGAGGUGCGCCCUGAUGACAGUGCCAGUGGUGUGGGCUCACAGGCCUCAUGGAGUGUGGUUCCACCUGAUGCUCCAGAGACUCCUGUCCAGCUUGCUCAGGCACCUGAAGCACCCCCUGGGAUCGACAAGACGGUUUGGGACGAGGACUCCGACGAUGACGUUCCCCCAGCCAACUGGUCGGCGUAUGCAGCAGCAGAAGGCUCUAAUGCAGGCUGGGCUCCAGCCACGGAGGCUGCAAAGCACUUGCUCGGCAACAAGGAGAAGCAGACGGCCAAGCUUGCUCAGCAAAAAGCGAGGGCAAAGGCUCGAGGCCACAAGGCCGUUCGUUGGGGCCAGAUGCCAGUGGCGGGAGCGUUCAACCCGCAGAACUACCAGCUCCCACCUUUCAUCAAGCAGCUGGGCUCUGGGAAUGAAGAACGGUCGGUGUUGAUUUUGGAUGCAAGAGAUCAACGCAUCCAGAGUCCCUAUCAAGGGUGGCUCUUGGACGAGAUCCUGCUCAACGCACAGUCGGGCAUCAACAUCCUGUCAGAUCGUCAAUUGGUUCGUUCUCCUGCCACAGGAUACCACAUGAACCUCUUUUACGUCAGGGCGAUCAAUGGGUACAAGCUGAUUGUGGUCGGGUCUAUGACAUCUUAUGGAUCAGUGCCAUGCGCCCGGUGGGACUCUUUGACAGGGUCAGUGCUCUCGCACCCGGCGUUCCAGCCAUUUCGGUGGCCCAUCAUGCGUGAUGAUUCAUCAACUUGGGUGGACGUCAAGGUGAAGAUCGAGGGCUACCUGCUCUUGCACUUGGAGCUCCGUGGAUAUCGUUCAGAUCAGGACAUGUCCGUGCAGCUCAACUACAUCAACGAGGGUCUGGUGAUGACGAUCAAGGAGGUGCUCUUUGUGCCGUCAGUCGCUGUGACGAUCUUCCAAGGGUGGAGGGUUGUGGCAACCUCGUUCGAGGUAGGUGGGCGGCUCUACGUGUGCAGCGAAGGCGGAGUUGUGGUGGCGCUGGAUCAUCCCUUGUGCCACUUUGAGGUCAGGAUGACAGCCCUGUCCUCAGCUGACUCGAUCGGCAUGGAUGCUGAUCGCUUGGAGUUCCGCUUUCGCACCUCAGGGGACAAGAUUGAUGUGGCUUGCUCGCAGGUGAUGGUGCCCUCAACGUGGCUUGUUCUGUCACGAGUUUCGGGGCCAACGCUCAUCCAGAAUGCGCGCUGGUGCCGCGAUCGACAGGCACGAGUGGAGGGUCCUGACCAGACGAUGCAGAUGAGCCAGCUGGCUGGCAUCCAUGCUCACUGGACGGCAGCCACAGAGGCGUUCACGCUCGAGGAGACGGGCCCCAGGGUCGGAGCAGUGGCUGUCGACACCCAUGUCGACAAUUUUCAUUUGACUUGUGAAUCGCCAUUGUUCAAGUCUGAGAUGGUGAUCGUCCCCAAGGAAGCCUUGGCGCUCCAGUACCACGACCGUGGCGAUGAGCAAGCGAUGAUCGUGGUGCCGCCAGUCGCAGGUGGUCCUGCAGCUAUUCCUGUGGAAAAUGCUUUGGGCUCUCUGAAGGCAUUGACGGGUUCGGCUGGGGCCCCAGCCCAGGGUGAUGCGAUUGUGGCGGCAGAGAGCUCAGCCAGUGAGAGUGGUCUGACGCCAUCAGCUCCAGCUACGGGUGCUCGAACCUUGCAGGUGCAGCGCCGGUCAUUGGAGGCGAGGCAGAGAGAGAAUGUGGCAGUGGCAGCUCUGCCACCCCAGGCAUUUGUCGCCCAAGUUGAUCAAGUGCUGCAAGGGUUGGGAGCUCAAGGAUCUACCACUUCAGUGCCUCGUUCGUUUGGCCCUCCUCCAGUGAUUGAAGAAGCGGAGGUAUGUACCUCAGUCGGUGUUACGGAUUCUCAGAUCGGGGGUGAGGCAGAGCGACAGACUCUUAACACUGAGUCAGUCAUUUGCUUCGGCCUGAUCAGGCCAAUAGGUUGGGCACCCAGUGGGUUGUGGGUCCCUAGAUCGGGAGUGAAGCAGAGCGACAGACCUAUUUUGCGGGUCAGUCAUUUGCUUCUGCCUGUUCAGAAUGUGUUGGGUGAGUGCGUAGGUUUGAAGGCGGUGCAAGCUUCACCGUUCGGCAACUUAGCGUUUGUGUCUGCCAUGGAAGUGCACACGGCACAGGAGUUUGCAAUGAAGGUCAGUGAGUGGGCACCACAGCUCGAUGAGUCAGUUCGUGAUGACCUGCUGCGCUCAUCCUUCAUGCUCGAACAGUUUUGGUUGUUGGCUGGUUCUGUGGAGAAAGCUUUCUUUGAAUCAACUGCACUGCAACUGGGGUUUGGGCUCUGUGAGAUGUCUGCUCCCCCUAUUAGCUCUGAGACAGCUAGGGCUCGAAGGGUGGGUGCCAUUAAGGCACUGACAGACAGAUCUAGGCCCCCCAGAAAGAUCCUGAAAGCUACCCCUGAUGAGCAGUCCAACACCCCGCUGCUCGACCAGGAAAAUGCAGCAAGAUGGAAGUGGGCUGCUCGCCUGGAGGAGAUCGGCAAAGCGGCUGGGGCCUACUCUAAGCUGCUCAUGGAGACAGCGAAUGAGAGUGGCCUUUCCCCUGCUGAAGUGGCUCGGCUGCGGCAACUAGUGCUCUCCUCAGGCGCUCCUAGAACCAUGGCUGCGCAUAUUUCAAACUGGGAAAGGUUUGCUGAAUGGGCUAGGUCGAAAGACAUUGCUAUUUUUCCUUUAGAUAGCUCUAAGUUAGUUCGGUAUGCCCUUCAUUUGGACAAUUUAGAGUGUGGGCCGUCAGUUGUUCCGACCUUUAGAACGUCGGUUAAGUGGAUCACGGCCAAGCUGGCGAUCGAUUGUCCAGACGUGGAUCAUCCUGGCUUGCUAGCAAUCCAAGCCGAUAUCAUCAACAAGCGCGCUCGCACUCUGAAGGAAGCAGUUCCAAUCCCUACACAAGUGGUCAGAUGUUUUGAGCUCCUGGUUGUGGACACCAAUGAGCCAGAUCCCACUAGAUUGUUUGUGUGGUGGUGGCUCUGUAUGGUGUUCGCUUCCUUGCGUUUUGACGACGCGAUCCAUGUCAAGCCCAACGAGCUCGUCUUGAAUGAAGAGGGGAUGUUUGGCGUGGCAUGGCAAACUAAGGUCGAACGCAAACGUAGAGGCACCAAGUUCGUUGUGCCGCAUGUGAGCUUUUCAGGUGUUGAUUGGCUUCGGGCAGGCUGGCAGUUGCUCAUGCAGGAGGACCUUGAGCGGGACUUCUGGAUCAGGAACCUGAACACGAGGGAACAGUUCCAGGCAGCCCCAGCCAACUACCAGCGCUCGGUUCAGUGGCUCAAGUUCCUUGGGCGCUAUGCGGUCGAGCACUACCACGAAGGGGCCCAUGAGGAGUUCAAAGAGCUUGGUGCAGUGGUCAACAAACUGACAGCUCACUCAGCCAGGGUCACCAUGUUGGAUGCAGCUGUUCAUGCAGGCCGGAGUUCUGAAGAGAUUGGUCUUCAGGCGAAUUGGAAGAACCCGGGGCCGCUUGUUCUGAAGUACACCCGCAACAGGUCGGCCAUUCCGGCCAAGAUGGUCCAACAGCUCGUACAGGACAUGCUAGUGCACCAGCACCCCCAAGUUAGCUCAGAGGAGGUGGAGUUGGAUUCGUAUGAUCCCGCAGCUUUGGACCAGAUCCAGUUCUUCACAAAGUCCGAUGGGCCAUCGUCCUCCUAUGACUAUCGGUUCCAUUGCACUGCUCGUGAAGAUAGCACGGUCAUUGCAUGCGGCCGCAUCGACCUGGAGGCGUGCACCAAUGUGGGCUCUUACCUCCCGGACCGUUCGGUGCUCUGCAAGCAUUGCGCUCGGGCAAGGCCGGAAGUGUUGGAGGCCUACGAGCUGAAGCUCUCCGCUGCCAUCGCAAUGGUCGAUCGCACUGAAUACAACGAUACGCAUGUGCCAGACCUGGCAGUUCGCCAAGUGUUCGGGCGCCAGCGAGUCAAAUCAGAGCUGUGCAAAUUGGCCGCCGAUGCGGGGUUGCUCACAGUCGAGACCUUCGCCAUGCUCGGCGAUGACAUCGCAGCCGUCAAGGCUACUUUGAAGGCUAUGAUCCCAGACGCAGCCUCGCUCGGCACUGACGUUCCAGAACAAGAGCUCGCGCUGACCUCUCUGGCGGCGGUCUGGAAGACAUGCAGCACUAUGCAAGAUCAUUUCGCUACUCGGCGAGCCAAGAUGGAAGAAGAUCCAUCAAAGGUUCCAGAGAUUCCCGGAGAAGAUCAUGCAGAAUUUCGUGAAGUUUUUGUCUCUCGACACCCUGACGUGCUCCUCCCUAUGCAUCGGGAGCCACAUCGCAAGUUUGUUGAGAGAGUUCAGCGCGACUUCCUUGUGCACGGCUUCGUCCACUUCUACGAAGUCGGAGAGAUCAGGACGCGGAAUGAGCAGAUCGCACAGAAGACAGGGCUGACGAAGAACGCAGAAGAUCUGCUCCGUGUCAUCAUGGUCGAUCAACCCUCUGCUGCAAGCUCAGAGUCUCAGGUCAUGGACAAGUUGCACGCAUUCUUCAUCACGCUCGAGUACCUCAACAUUUGUGAGUUCUCGGUCAAGGCAGGCCCCUUGAAGUACCUGUCUGAGCUCGAAGAAUGGCGCCAAGAGAACCGGGGCCUGGCGCUCCUGCUCACCGUGGAUACUCUGAUCCGCAAGAAGGUGCACCGUGUCAGUUCAGAUCAGCGCAAGCAGUUCAGCACUUUCUCCAAGGCGUUGCUCGAAGUGCUCACCAACCAUAAGCAGUUAUGGAACGAUGCUCGUUCAACCAAUCACGCCCAAGAAGCGCUCACGGUCAAGCUCAGCAGAUGCUCCACCCCGAAGUCCAAGAAGAACAAAGCUCGGCGGGAGCGCCAGAAGGCCCAGCUCAAGAAGGCAAAGGAGGUGCUCAACAAUUCUCCCGUCAAAGGGAGCAAGCCAGGUGCCGCUCGCACCACCAAAGAUGAGCGGGUACCCUCGAAGGAGUGGGCGUCAAUCACCGCCUUCAAGUACUCAGGCGCUCGCCGCUGUCCUUUCUUCAAUUGCUUACUGGGCUGCCGAUUCGGUGAUCAAUGCAAGCUCAAGCACGCUUGCGUGGCUCCCUCGCCACCACCUGGGGAUUGGAUCGGCGAGGCCAGUGGCACGAAUGAUGCUCAUGCGUCCCAGGAGGCUGGGCAGACAGUGCCUCCACUGAAGCAAAUGGCUAUCCCACAGUGGGAUGAGGUUGAGGCUGACCUUCAGGCCUUGAAGGCCCAAGCCCCCUAUUUCUUGGAGCUCUUUGCCGGGGAAGCAGGCAUCACGGAGGAUAUCCUGGAUCUGCAGUUCUGGAAGUUGGUGUUGGACAUCCUGGCCAUGGGCAUCGUGCUCUUCCUGCACUGUGGCACACCGUGCAACACGUUCACGGCAGCUCGCAAGCUCGAUGGCGGGCCACCGCCACUUCGAUCGGCAGUUCGAGUGGCCACACCUUUUGUACAACAUCCCAUGGAUCUUCGACAAGUGCCUUCAUUGUCAACGCAGCAGCUAGUGGCUUUCGCCCUCGCAAUUUUGUGCGAGCUGGCCAAACGUGCGGGCAUUCCCCUCACGGUGUCAGCAGACAUCGGGGUCCUCGACAAGGGUGCUGUUUUCUAUGUCCUGUGCGUGGUUGCAACAAUCUGUGCUGCAAAACCUCACCUCACCAGCAGCAUGUAUGCUCAUAUCACAGCUGGUACUAAUCCAACAUUGGCCCCGAUCACUGAGAAAGAUUGGGCAGCACUUCAGACUGCUACUCAUAUCCAUCUCUUUUUGGACUAUGCGGUUUUUGUGCUGGACUGGUGCUGGGGCAUUCCAACAGUUUCGACAGCGACUCCGAGUGAGCACACAGUGGAAAAAGGGGAGAAAGGUAGCUAUUCAGCUCUUUUUGAGCACAUCCGAUUUUGUGAACGAUCUAUGAAGAGGUCUGCAUUGAAAUAUUCUUGGCAGCUUGGCUUCAUGGCAGAUCGGGACCAGUCAACACAUCCGAAAGGACUACUGGGUAUGGCUCCAACUUUGCCUGCUGCUGUUCUCUGUUCAGACGUUGCAGAAGCAGCUCAUGAAGAGCUGGCGAGUGGAUUUGGCGACCAUUGCAGGAGUUUCUACUGCAAGUUGCCUGAAGUGGAAUGGGAUGUCCAUCCUGACUCGCAAUACGGUGUUCCCAUGGUCGAGUGGCAUAAAAUUGUGUUGGCUGAUCCGAUUUCGUUUCAUGUUUGUGGUAUGCAUUUUCAAUCGUUAAAAACGGUGCUUCAACGAGGCAAGCUUCAGGAUGACCUCAGAAAUGUGUUCUCAUGCAAGAGCACUUCAACACUUCAUGGCAAGACUGGACCUAUGAUGCGAUUUUUGCGUCUUUGUGCAGGUAAGCAACCGAGAGUUUUUCUUAUCACAGAAGAGGUCGUGUAUGCCUUCAUGCAACAUGUGGAACGGUCUGCAGGGCCGACCUUGUUGAGGAGUUAUCUUAGCUCCUUGGGGUUUGCGUUGCACGUGGUCGGUUUCGUAGGUGCCAAACGAGGUUUGCACUCACGGUGCUUCAGAUACUUGGCCGACAAGUGUUUCCUGCAGAAGAAGAAGACGACAUCCAGGUUGCCACAGACUGUGCAAGAGCUGACAACUCCGGAAGAAACUGUUCUUGGCCACCAAGCUCGUGGUCUUCCAGACAGGAGACUUAUGGGGUACCAUGUUGCUGAUAAGAUGUCGACGAUGCUCAUUUAUGGCAAGGACAACACCAGUGCAGGACUUCGUGAAAUCGAUGUGAUUCUUGAUGCAAUCAGGCAGGGUGAAUUUUUGCCCGACGCAAAGCGAGCUGAGAUGUUUCCUUAUGCUGAUAAUGCUGCAAAGCGUUUGGAGGACCAAGACCAAAGCGGUUUUGAUGGUUACUGUUCUGGAAGCUCCUCAGAGGACUCUGCAGAUGAGGACCAACCUGACCACCUGGCUCAUGAAACAGCUGAGAAUGUGGUCCUUGGCAAGUGGGAUGCAGGUGUGGACAUCGACAAGCUGCCCAACCAAGAAGUUUACUUCAGGCACCCUUUGGCGAGGACAAUUCGCGUCCAAGAGGACGAAUCGGGUAUCGGGUUCACUUGUGGUAGGGACAUCUCAAAGAGCUACAUUCCACUUGAGUCUGGACCUCAGGCUGCAUCAGCAGGAUUGAGCGAGGAGAUUCGCACCAGUUUGGAUGGCGCUGGGCUCAAUACACUUUCAAAGUUUGCAUUUGCAAGUUCAUAUGUGCCUGGUGCUGGCGAUGAUGCAGAGUUUGUGAAGACCGUAAAAACGGUACUUGGCAGGGACCCUACAUUGGGAGAAUUGGCAUCCUUUCGAAAGCUUUUGCAUGAGUCCUAUUCACUUGUGACACAAGAAAUGAAACAGCAAUUGGAAAGGAGUGAGGAUGUCCAGACACGUAAGUUGACACAGCCAGAGCGCGCGGACCUUUACGAAAGACAGGUCAAGCGCAUCACAGGUCUCACAUUGCGUGGGCCUUUGGAACCAAGUGAUGGCCUUGUUGAUUUGUUUUGUGCGAUGUACGAAGCAAACAGGCUUCGAUUUGUACCUUGGGAAAAAUAUACAGCAAAAGAAGCAGAGAUCGACAAGGAAGUUCGCACAGAGCAUUUGUUUGCUGUGGACUCAAAUGGCAAGCUUAAGGUUGAAGGGAAAAAGCCUGACCCUGUAGCAGACACCUCAACCGAGAUUUUGCUUCAGUACGCACUCCAGCGUAGGGGCUUGAGCAUGGAUCAGGCCAAUUUGUUGGAGUUCAGGACCCACCAAUUAUGGGUCGACCGCGUGCUCAAAGUGAGACUGGAAGUGCCUCCUGCAGGUUAUGCAAGGACUUCCUUCCGUCAGGUUUUUGAAGCUGACAAAAAGCUCUUUGAGGAGCUUGCCAAUGCCACGAGGCACGGGGUGCAGGCCACAGUCAAUGGUAGGCCUCUUGACCGUGUUUUUGAAGAUUGCAUGAACAAACCUGAAGUUGUUCAUUUGCUUCAGCCUUUGAUGGGUAAGAGCAUGGAUUACAAGAGCGAGGAGAAGCCUGCUCCGAACAGGCCCAGUCCAUAUAGUAGGUCACAAAACCCUGGAAAGAGCAAAGGCAAAGGCAAGACACAAGGAAAGAGCAAAGGAUCUCCUAAGAUGCCUUUGGUGCUUCUUAAUGGAGACCACGAAUAUCUGCCGUGGUCACAUACGAACGAAAAUGGACAUAUUAUAUUUGACACUAACAAAGAAGCUGCGUAUCCUAAACUCUUCAGUGAGCGGUUUGCAAAUGUGUUGGCAGACAUGGCUGGUGUCGCUGACUCUCAGACCACGGACGGUUUGUAUGACAAGACUGCUUUGAUGGAUGCAAGAGCAAACAUCUUGCCCUUCUUGAGAAGCUGGCGACUGACUAUGACUGGCUUUGACCUCGAUGCUUGGGUUCGAGUGUUCUCUGGGCAAAGAGUUUCCUUUGCGGAGACAGCAGAAAUGCUUGGAGUCAUGCUCGACCUGCAGCAUGCCAGUGCUGGUACGAUCAAGGUUGCAAACAAGCCGAACAGAAUGGACGGGCUUGAGCCCACCCUGAGAGCCAUGGAACGUAGUAAGUCUCAAUGGGUUGAACUCUCGGCAGCACAGAUGGAUGCUCUUAAGAAUUUGCUUACGGGGUACCAUAAAGCUCUGAGAGCCAUGGAACGUAGUGAGUCUCGAUGUGUUGAACUCUCGGCAGCACAGGUGGAUGCUCUUGAGAAUUUGCUUACGAGGUACCUUAAAGCUGUGCCGAGGUCUUUGAAGAUUGAAAGUGUUUCCAUGCCGCUUGUCUUGUUUACAGAUGGUGCCUGUGAACCUGUAGGCGAUGACAUAGCAUGCACGGUGGGUGGAAUCUUGUUUGACCCAAGAGAUGGAGGCGGGUUGAAGUUUUUUUUGGGGCGCAUGUCAGUUCCGAAGGUGUAG